AUGGCUUUGAAUAAAAUCGAAGUUUUUGGUGAUAUUGUAGCCGAUGAUGGACUUGAUGAUAUCGACGAUUUCGUUUCUUUCCAUGACGACGACGAUGUCAGUAUAAUCGGCCAUCUUGCAAAGAAUGGAAAUACAAAACUUACAUAA
This is a messenger RNA of Trichomonas vaginalis G3, 147 nucleotides long. RefSeq lists its product as uncharacterized. The record is from RefSeq and is a predicted model, not a curated record. The transcript has a single exon. The coding region runs from base 1 to 147 and encodes 48 amino acids. Lineage: Eukaryota; Parabasalia; Trichomonadida; Trichomonadidae.